AGCAGCAACGGGCCAACACCAACGGGCCAACACCAGCGCAGAGAGCCGUGCCUGCAAAGGAGAGAACGGGGAAAAUGAGCAGAAAUCAGAGCCGCAAAGGUGGCAACAAGCGGGUGCGGCCCGACGAGUGGAAGAUGGACGCGCGCGAGCCUGGCUCGCUGCAGAACAGGGCCUUUGACACCUUCUACAAGGAUAACGUUGUGCCCGCGUGCGAGUGGGAGGCAUUCCUGUCUUGUCUGCAGACCGGUCUCCCCAUGGCUGUGCGCUUUAACCGAAACGUGCCGCAGGUGGCGGCCAUCGACGACUUCGUGUCGCGGCACCUCUCGGAGGAGUUCGAGAGCAAACGUCUGCCCUUCUUCCCGGACCAGCGAGCGGUUCAGUUCACGGUGAGCCGUGGCGAGUUGAAGCGCAAGGCAGACCACAAAGCAUCGAAGAAGAUCGUCGCGGCGAUGAACGAGGGCGGUUACCUGACGCGGCAGGAGUCCGUCAGCAUGCUGCCCCCGCUGGCUCUGCAGGUGGAGCCGGGAAUGACGGUGCUGGACAUGUGUGCCGCGCCGGGAAGCAAAACCUCGCAGAUGUUGGAGUCGCUGCUGUCCGGCGACCCGGAGAGUGGAGUGGUGGUCGCGAACGACGUGAACGCGUCCCGCCUCGACGUGCUACACCACCAAACCGGACGGGCUGCAGGAGCGCACAUGCACCUCAUCAUCACAAACACCGACGCCACGCGCUUCCCGCUGCUGCCACUCGCGGAGCGCUUCGACCGCGUCCUAUGUGAUGUGAUGUGCUCUGGGGACGGCACGCUGCGCAAGUCCCUCGACAUGUGGCCCCGCUGGAGCACCCUGCAAGGGGCGAACUUACACCACUCUCAGAUUCGAGUGCUGUUGCGAGGCAUGGCAUCGUGCAAGGAGGGCGGCAUUGUGGUGUACUCCACAUGCAGCUUAAACCCUGUCGAGGACGAGGCAGUCGUCUCCGCCUGUCUGGCGCAGUCGAAGGGCACGUUUGCGCUGAUGGAUCUGUCCGCCGUGCUACCGGGCCUCAUCUCGUCGCCGGGCAUGACGUCGUGGACGUUAACCACACGUGACCUCCGCACGACGCUGCACAACUAUGAGGAGGCGAAGGCGCACAUGGCGGCCUCGACGGAGCGCCGCGGUUUCCAGUACGCACCAAGCAUGUUUGCCAACACGGAGCUGCUCGCCCGGCAGCAUAUCACACGGACGUGCCGGGUUUUACCACACGCGCAGGACACCGGCGGCUUCUUCGUCGCCGCACUGCGGUGCAUCUCGCCGGUGCCGGAGGACACACGCAGCAGCACCGCCGCGGAGGGCCCCGACAAGUUGGCGGCAGCCGAGGCACCGAUUGUGCCCAUCUCCGAGCAGCUCCGCGCUUCGGUGCAGAAGUCGCUCGCCCUGCCCGACACCUUUCCUUUUGACCACCUCGUCGUGCGCAACGAGGCGGCGCGUGACCAGAAGAUUUAUCUCGCCAACGCCGCGGCGAUCGCCCUGAGCCAAAGGCUGGGCAGCCGCGUAGUGCACGUGGGGUCGAAGGUGUUCGAGUCGGUCGUGAAGUACAGCAACGACAACCUGCGCUUCUGCGCGGACGGCGUGGCGGAGUUGGUGCCUUUCCUCCCCACCUCCUUCGUCGUGCCGGUGGAGCCAGCGGUGCUGCUGGAGAUGGCGGAAGACACGCCGAUGACGUACGGCACCUUCGCGGCCAAGACGGGCCGCACCAACGAAGACCUCCCGCCGAACUUUGUCCUGACGACUUCAUGGGCGACGGUGGGCUCGAUGUACGUGGUGGCGGAGAAGUCGGUGAAGCUGGGGAAGAUUGUAGCGAAGGUGAAGACGUGGCACGUGACGAUGUGCAAACUGGCGUUGAACAUCCCGUUGGUGGGGGAGGGGGACGCACGCACCAACGACGGUGACGACGGCACUCUGGAAGGUGCGGAUGGCGAAGAGGCGGCGGUGGAGACUCAACAGCGUCAAGAGGCAACAACCGAAACGAAGGAGGCGGCGUAG
Leptomonas pyrrhocoris is the source of this 2015-nucleotide messenger RNA. RefSeq lists its product as hypothetical. The transcript has a single exon. Bases 75 to 2015 code for a protein of 646 amino acids. NCBI's taxonomy places the organism in Eukaryota, Euglenozoa, Kinetoplastea, Trypanosomatida, Trypanosomatidae. Gene Ontology annotation, biological process: RNA methylation. Gene Ontology annotation, molecular function: methyltransferase activity. The record is from RefSeq and is a predicted model, not a curated record.